Polychytrium aggregatum is the source of this 700-nucleotide messenger RNA. RefSeq lists its product as uncharacterized. Gene Ontology annotation, molecular function: protein binding. The record is from RefSeq and is a predicted model, not a curated record. The transcript has 2 exons. The coding region runs from base 1 to 558 and encodes 185 amino acids. NCBI's taxonomy places the organism in Eukaryota, Fungi, Chytridiomycota, Chytridiomycetes, Polychytriales.
AUGGCUCACCUGUGCCUGGCCGACUGUCGUUUCACUGGCCGUGGAGUCGACCAAGACUACCCCAAAGCCAUCGAGCUGUACCAGGAAUGUGCCAACCGCGGGAUCGCACAGGCCAGCCUGCAUCUCGCCCAAUGUUACGAGAACGGCGAGAGCGUCAAGCAAGACCUCACCACUGCCGUUAUCUCAGCAUGGCGGGCGGCAGCUAUGUUUCGUCAACUGGCCAACGAAGGACACGCCGAAAGUCAGUUUUGGUAUGGGUGCUGCUACUACUAUCGCCGAGGGGAAUCAAAGGAUAAUGUCGAGGCCUUCCGUUGGCUCAGCAAGGCAGCCGAGCAAGGCAACUCGUACGCACAGCUGAUGGUUGGCAAGUUCUACUACGCCGGGCGCGGGACUGCCAAGGACUUUGGCAAGGCUGUCGAGUGGUUCCGCAAAUCGGCCGAGCAGGGUAAUCGAGAGGGACGGAACGAGCUUGGCGGCUGUUAUAAAAGGGGCAACGGGGUAACGAAGGACAUUCAAAAAGCCAACUUCUGGUAUGGCAAGUCGAUGGAAUUAGAGUGACUGGAGGCCGGAAAUGAGCUGAAGCGCCUCGGCAACUUUCUUUGAUGACCGCCGCCAAGGAAUAUCCGUUUCCAAUCUGCCCCUAUUCCAUCGACUGGAUAUAUUCAAAUACAUAUGCAGUGCAGCGAGUGCUGAGUGCGAU